UCAAACAUGGCAAAUGAAAGCAUAGAAAAAGCUCUCCAGACAAUAUGUGAAGGAAACCAAAAGUUUACCUUCAGUAUUUACAAGAUUCUCUCAGAAGUCAAAGGUAACCUGUUUUUCUCCCCAACAAGCAUGCAGGUAAUUUUAGCUCUUGUACAUCUUGGUGCAAAGGGUAACACUGCUCAGGAGAUUGCAGAUGGCUUAUGUCUUCCAUCUGAUAAGGAGACUAUUGAGAAUGGAUUUAGAGAAUUAACAAAUCGUUUGCAGGGGUCUGAUGACAUAGUGCUUGAAGUAGCCAACAAGGUUUAUGCACAAGCAAGUUUUCCAAUUAAAGAAGAGUUCAGAGCAUCUGCUGCAAAAUUUUUUGCUGAAGCUGAAGAAGUUGAUUUUAUCAAUGAAACAGAGAAAUCUAGAAUAAAAAUCAAUGAGUGGGUAGAGAACAAGACAAACAAAAAGAUAACAGAGUUGUUCCCUGGAGAACAAGACCCAGAGCUGCAGUUGAAGAAAUUUCAUACUGCUGUGGACUUGGCAGGAGUCAAGUUCAAGUGGGAUGCCUGCCAAAUCACUCAUACUGGUCACUUUGAACCUUUAAAAAUUGUAAGUUAA
Schistocerca piceifrons (Central American locust) is the source of this 603-nucleotide messenger RNA. RefSeq names its product serpin-like protein HMSD. The record is from RefSeq and is a predicted model, not a curated record. Gene Ontology annotation, molecular function: serine-type endopeptidase inhibitor activity. Bases 7 to 603 code for a protein of 198 amino acids. NCBI's taxonomy places the organism in Eukaryota, Metazoa, Arthropoda, Insecta, Orthoptera, Acrididae. The transcript is spliced from 4 exons.